Messenger RNA from Toxotes jaculatrix (banded archerfish), 4304 nucleotides. RefSeq names its product kelch-like family member 18 (gene klhl18). Bases 1160 to 3031 code for a protein of 623 amino acids. Lineage: Eukaryota; Metazoa; Chordata; Actinopteri; Toxotidae. The transcript is spliced from 10 exons. Gene Ontology annotation, molecular function: protein binding. The record is from RefSeq and is a predicted model, not a curated record.
UCUCCUUCUCUCCCGUCGCUUCCGUUUGAUCAGCUGAAGACGUUUCGUUUCCAAACUGACUUUAUGUGAACAACUCGUUUGGCAGCGUUAAAGUUAAAACUGAGCUCGGUACAGCAGCUAUCCGGAAACCAUCCCAAACGUAGAACCGGGCGCUCUGCGAUGACUUCAUUCCAACCGUGUACUCUGAUCACAGUGAGAUGAAGAGAGGCCGCACGUUAAGCUCUUCCUGUUUGUUUGUUUGUUUUCUUUCUUUCUUUCUUUCUUUCUUUCUUUCUUUCUUUCUUUCUUUCCGUUUCAGCUAUCGAUGAGAAUCUUUCCUCUGAAACUCAAACCGGUUUGACCUGUGGAAAUACUGUAACUAUUACAUCAGCAAAUCAGUCAAUACAUAUCAAUACAACUGAGAACGUGAUGAUGAUGAUGACAUGAAGAAAAUCAGACAGAGAGAUAAAAGAACAGGAGCCAGGUAACAGAUAAAUGGAUGUUUUGGUCAGGUAUUAUGUCUCAGGGAUUUUAAUGAGCAACAGGUUCAUCAUGAAGAUCCCAAACACGUAAACAACAGCAUCCAGUAACUCUCCAUUUCCUCCGGUGCUGUUGGUAUGUCUCUGCCAGCUGCAAGUUCCUCACAUUCAGAUUCUUCAUUUAGAGCAUAUGAACAGUUGAUAAAUGAGGAUCCUGUUAAAAAUUAGACGACCCAGCAGUUGAUUAAUCAAUUAGUUAAUUGACAGACAGUUAAUUGGCAGCUCCCAUGGUAAUGGGUUUGGAUUCACCCAGACUGAAAAAAGCAGAGUGCCAACAAACUCCGCUUCCAGCAGCUGCAGCCAUAAACAUUUAUGCGUGAGAGAUAAUAAUCUAAUACACAAUACUCUACUGUAAUACUGUAUAAAAAUAAUAUAAUUCAGUACAGUUGUUACUGUAAGUUCAUUUGUACUUAAGAAUUUUCGUACUUCCUCUUCCCCUGCAUGUUGCAAUAAAAGCAAAAUACGUUUUCAGAAACUUUAAACUUUUAUUUUGAUGGCCAAACACCAAAGCGGAAGUCAUAAUCAUGUUUUUCAUAUUAUUGUCGGCAGCAGAUGCAGUAGAUUUACGUGCUAACUCGAUGCUCCCCUUUUAAACAAGGAUUAUUAUUAAUAUUAUUGUUGUUAUUAUUAAUAAUAAACAAAUGUAUUUACAGAGAAAAGGGCAGGGUCUUUUAUUGUGGUGGCUGAGACCAGCCCUGUUUCCGUCGGUUGACUGGACGUCACGGCUCCUGGCUGCCUACGGUGGCUCGCAGGGGUCAGUUAGCGCCGCUCUGCCGCUCGUGCUGACGAUGGGAGACGUUCUCUGCGAAGAGCUCGAGGAUUUAGUUCAUUUCUCAGUACACGACCUGCCGACACGAGGCUAUGUCGUCAUGGAGGAGAUCCGACGUCAGGGCAAACUCUGUGACGUCACGCUCAAGGUCGGGGACCAUAAGUUCAGCGCUCACCGCAUCGUUCUGGCGGCCUCCAUCCCGUAUUUUCACGCCAUGUUCACCAACGACAUGGUGGAGUGUAAGCAGGACGAGAUCCUGAUGCAGGGCAUGGACCCCAGUGCUCUGGAGGCUCUGAUAAACUUUGCGUACAGCGGCCAUGUUGCGAUCGACCAGCAGAACGUUCAGUCUCUUCUGAUCGGUUCGAGUUUCCUGCAGCUGCAGAACGUUAAAGACGCCUGCUGCUCCUUCCUGCAGGAGAGGUUACAUCCGAAGAACUGUCUGGGCGUCCGUCAGUUUGCAGAGACCAUGAUGUGCACGACUCUGUACGACUCAGCCAACAGUUUCCUCCACCAGCACUUUGUGGAAGUGUCUCUGUCGGAGGAGUUCCUGGGUCUGAGGACGGAGGAGGUGCUGGAGCUGGUCGACUGCGACGAACUCAACAUUAAAGCAGAGGAACAGGUGUUUGAGGCGGUGCUGGCCUGGGUUCAUCACGACAGAGAGCGGAGGGAGUCUCUGCUGCCGGAGCUGCUGUCAAAGAUCAGACUUCCUCUGUGCCGACCUCAGUUCCUGUCAGACCGAGUCCAGCAGGACGAACUUGUACGCUGCUGCCAUAAAUGCAGAGACCUGGUGGACGAAGCCAAAGAUUUCCACCUGAUGCCGGAGCGGCGUCCUCACAUUCCCACCUUUAAAACGAGACAGAGGUGCUGCACGUCCAUCACAGGACUCAUCUAUGCCGUGGGUGGACUCAACAGCUCAGGUGACUCUUUAAACGUGGUCGAAGUGUUCGAUCCAAUCGGGAACUUCUGGGAGCGCUGUCAGCCAAUGAGGACGGCCCGCAGCAGAGUGGGCGUAGCCGUCGUUAAUGGGCUGCUGUACGCCAUUGGUGGAUAUGACGGCCAAUCACGACUGAGCACGGUGGAGGUGUACAACCCAGAGACGGACAGCUGGACGCGGGUGUCAAGCAUGAACAGCCAGCGCAGCGCCAUGGGAACGGUCGUGAUUGACGGACAUAUCUACGUCUGCGGCGGCUACGACGGAAAAUCGUCUCUGAACUCGGUGGAGUGUUACUCUCCAGAGACGGACAGGUGGACGGUGGUGACGGAGAUGAGCGCGAGUCGCAGUGCUGCAGGUGUGACGGUGUUUGACGGACGCAUCUUUGUCUCCGGCGGCCAUGACGGGUUACAGAUCUUCAACACGGUGGAGUACUACAACCACCACACAAACCGAUGGCACCCGGCGGCGGCCAUGCUGAACAAGCGUUGUCGACACGGGGCAGCAUCUCUGGGCAGUCACAUGUAUGUGGCGGGGGGGUACGACGGGUCGGGGUUCCUGAGCGGGGCCGAGGUGUUCAGCUCGGCCUCGGGGCAGUGGAGCCUCCUGGUGGCCAUGAACACUCGGCGCAGCAGGGUGUCUCUGGUGUCCACGUCGGGCCGUCUGUACGCCGUGGGCGGAUAUGACGGACAGUCCAACCUCAGCUCCGUGGAGAUGUACAACCCCGACACCAACCGCUGGACCUUCAUGGCCCCCAUGGUCUGCCACGAGGGGGGGGUCGGGGUCGGCUGCAUCCCCCUGCAGCCGGCCUAAACCCACCAAUCAGAGGCCGAGGAUCGAUGCAUUACUGCCGGCUGCAGGCGGGGAGGCGGCGCCCUCCGGUGGCUUUCACUGAGCUUAAUCGGUACGACAGCCGGGCUCACAGCCGCACACUGAUGCCAGGCCUUUGGAAUUAUGGGUAAAAACUGUAGAGCUAGGCCACGCGGGCUUGCUGUGAGCAUCGUGCUGUUAGCGUGCGCGCGUGGACCGAUUAAUGAUUGAUAUUGAUUUUAUACUUGAUUAAAACGACCAACAGGAAGUCACUUCCUCUCUAAACAAACAAAGCUGCUGACAAGAAACAGGAUGACUGCUCUGAUCCGUUUUCUGGGGCCACUGGACAGUUUUGUUGCUGUAAUCAAGAACUGUGGCGAACAGACGGGCGGAUGGAUGGACGGACGGAUGGACGGACAGACAGACAGACAGGAAGCAGAGCUGCAGGCACGUGAAGAAGACAAACUGAAAAAUCUUCUGUCUUUACCAAAGUUUGACAACUGAAAUAACAUCGAGACUAAAAAGCCUGAGGUCAGUGUCCACAGAGGUAAGAGACGUGGACCUUCAGCAGGACAAAGACUGGAACUGGAGGGUGGGGGGGGGCAGAGAUUCCACGUGAGGUGCUUUUAAUUUCUGAACUGAGUCAAACCUUAGACACGUUAUCGAUGAUAUCAUCAACUCUGAGAGCUGAUCACAGCAGCUGAUCAGCCCCCCCCAGUCUGAAGCUAUGAGUCAUCACAGACUGAGACUGAGCUGAGUCCAGCUCAGUCUCAGCACCUGAGUCCACCUGAGUCCAGCUCCAUCAUCAGUUUAAAUGAUCAGAGAAGUCGUGACCUGGAAUCUGAUUCAUUCUAAAUGUUUUACUUUGACAGAUCAGGUCCACUUCCUGGAAACAUUCAGCUGGAUUUCAUGGUCUUCAUCAACACAUAGAUUUGUCAGUUGGAGGCGGUUCGGCUCCCUCUGCGGAUGAAAACCAUGAGGUGCAGCUGAAAGCUUUCCCUGCCAGUGGACCGGGUCACUGUUCAGUUCGAGGUUCACAGUAAAUCAGAAACUCUGUCGUAUACACAAGAAUCUGAUCAGUUCAUAGUAAAAUAAACAUAUUUAAGUUGAUAUAUGAUCAUUUUAGUGAAGCACUGAUCUUCAGCUGGUUCUCUCCAGGCUCCGUGCGUCUCUAUUAAUCUUUAUUUUUAUUUUUAUUGAUUAAUUUAUGAUUUUUUAAAAGUCUGUUUUCCUUCCUGAGAAGUUUGUGGAUCAUUAAAGAAGGAAUUUCCAGGUU